This is a messenger RNA of Amphibalanus amphitrite, 2838 nucleotides long. RefSeq lists its product as uncharacterized. Bases 1 to 2838 code for a protein of 945 amino acids. Gene Ontology annotation, molecular function: aspartic-type endopeptidase activity; RNA-DNA hybrid ribonuclease activity; nucleic acid binding. NCBI's taxonomy places the organism in Eukaryota, Metazoa, Arthropoda, Thecostraca, Balanomorpha, Balanidae. The record is from RefSeq and is a predicted model, not a curated record. Gene Ontology annotation, biological process: proteolysis; DNA integration. The transcript has 4 exons.
AUGACGACGAACGUGACAGUGUCAUUGGACCAGGUUCCGGUGAUGGCAAGUGCGGUGGCGCCGACAAUCGUCCCGCGACCGGUGACAGCGCCGGUGCCGGUUGGUGAUGGUGGUGUGACAGACUCGGCAACCGUCUCACAGCCUGUGGUCGCGGUACCGUCGGCACCUUUUGAUGCGCGGCUGAUACCGGAGUUUGACGGGACCGAAGAUGUGGUCAGCUGGCUGGCGCGUGCUGAGAUGCUGUGCCAGCUGAGGGGAGUGGCCGCCGAGACUGUGAUUCCUCUGCGCCUCGCUGGCGGUGCUUUCCACGUAUGGUCCCAGCUGCCGGCGGCCAGUCGCUGCUCGCUGACGGCCGUGAGAGACGCCCUCCAGGCGGCGUUUGCUCUCGAUGAGUACGCCGCCUAUGAAGCGUUCGCCGCUCGGCGACUGAUGCCAGGAGAGUCGGCGGACGUAUUCCUCGCUGACCUCCGCCGGCUGGCGGCGCUGUUCGGAGGAGUGCCGGAGCGAGCGCUGGCCUGCGCAUUCGUGGCAGGCCUGCCGGACAGCGUCCGGCAGAUGAUCCGCGCUGGCUGCCGGGCAGAUGGACUGGACCUGUCAUCGGUGCUGGCGCGCGCUCGCGCUGUGCUGACCGACGAGCGGCUCUCCGCAGCAGCAGCAGCGGCGCUGAGCGGUGCGCUGCCGAUUACACGCCUGCACGUGGACGGACGAGAGUGCUCGGUCCUCAUCGACACCGGGAGCACCGACACCAUCAUCUACGCGCCAUUCUGUGCGCAGUGGAGGCGACGGGUGGUGCGCGUCACCACGAUCAGCGGCGACGACCUGAAAUGCAGCGGCAUUGGCAGUGUAACGGUCGAGGCGCCGACGGGCCAUCGUGCCGCGCUUGAAACGCUGGUGGUGGAGGAGCGGCCGCUCGGCGUGGACAUGGUGCUCGGGGUCAGCGGUAUCUCGGCUCUCGGGGGCGUGACGGUGCUGUCCCCCUCUGUGGUGCGGUUCUGUGGAGCAGUGUGUCGUGCGCCGCCAGACAUUGAGACGCCGGACUUCCGGGUGCAGUUCAACGCGGCUGCCCGGAAGUGGUCGGUUGCAUGGAAAUGGUCCGAUGGGAUCGGACCCCAGUGCCUCACGAACGCUGUGCCGCAGUAUGCUGUGCCGCCCGCCGCUCGUCACGAGUUCGAGACAGAACUUGACGACUGGAUAGAGCGGGAGUGGCUCGUGCCGUAUGACGAGCGGCGGCAGGGGCCGCCGAAGGGGUUGGUGCCGCUAAUGGCUGUGGAGCAGCGCAAUCGGGGGAAAGUUCGACCGGUGUUGGACUACCGAGAACUGAAUGACUUUGUGCAGGCUCACACAGCUGACAGCGACGUGUGCGCGGAACAGCUCCGCAAGUGGCGCCGGCACGGCGCAAAUGUGGCGGUCGUGGACCUGAAGCGUGCCUACCUCCAGCUGCACCUGGAGGAGCGACUCUGGCCGUUUCAGACGGUGAUGGUGCGGGGGCAGCGAUUCUGUUUGACCCGCCUAGGUUUUGGUUUGAAUAUCGCGCCCCUCGUGAUGAAGGCUGUCGUGCGUGCUGUGCUCGAUCAGGACCCCGACAUCGGGCGUGCCGUCCUCCCAUAUGUGGACGACCUCCUUGUAAAUGAGGACAUAGUCAGUGCCGAGCGCGUGGUGGCGCAUUUCGCGCAGUUUGGACUGGACUGUAAGCCGCCGGAGCGGGCGGCCAGUGGAGCGCGGCUCCUGGGCCUGCGGGUGCACGAGGAGAACGGGCAGCUGCGGUGGAAGCGGGGCAAUGCCGUGAGCGCGCCGCCAGAACGUGUGACUCGCCGAUCUGUGUUCGCGUGGUGCGGACAGCUAGUGGCCCACGUACCAGUGUGUGGGUGGCUUCGACCCGCGGUCGCAUGGCUUAAGCGGCGUGUAAAUGAGCUGACGCGCGGAUGGGACGACAUCACUGAUGACGCCGCGCUGCGCGUGCAGAUGGACUGUAUCGCGAGUCGCCUCGCCAGUGACGACCCGGCCCGUGGCGUGUGGUGUGUCGACGGGGACGAGGUGGUCGCCUGGACAGACGCCAGCUCGCUGGCCACCGGAGUGGUCCUGGAAAACACAGACGGUGAGGUGAUCGAGGACGCAUGCUGGCUCAGGCGAGACGACGCUGUACACAUAAAUAUGGCCGAACUCGAUGCCGCUAUUCGAGGCAUUAACUUGGCAGUUGCGUGGGGCGCACGGAGAAUCGAUCUCCGAACCGACUCGGUGACGGUGAAGCGGUGGAUCGACGACGCGAUCAGUGGCCGCGCGCGCCUCCGUACUAAAGCCAGCGGCGAGCUGCUCAUCCGACGGCGUGUGGCGAUUAUUCGUCAGCUGGUCAUCGAGCUGGAGCUCCGUCUGACAGUGGCGCUCGUUCGAUCGGCGGAUAAUCGCGCUGAUGCACUGACUCGAGUGCCCAGGGAGUGGCUCCGAGACGAUCUGACGUCGACAGUGAGCGCGGCCGCCGUGAGCGCGGCUGGCGAGCCGUCGGCAGACAGUGUGUGCGUUAUUCAGCGGCUGGAGGAGAUAUUUUUUGAUCGAGGAGCUCCGGCGGAGCUGUUGUGUGAUAACGAUCCUGUGUUCCGCGGCCGACCGUUUGCCGUGCUCGCCGCGCGCUGGGGAGUGGCUGUGAGGUUCCGGGCGGCCCAUGCACCGAGCGGGAACGGUGUCAUCGAGCGCUGCCACCGGACAGUGAAAGUGAUCGCCGCCCGGAAACGGUGCGAUAUCGCCGAGGCGGUACACUUGUAUAACGUGACGCCGCGUGACGGCGAGGCGGUGGCCAGCGCUCCGUUUUGUGGCGUGUACAGUCCUCCAGCCGGCUCCAGUUGA